CAGACCGACGGCAGUGCCUUCUGAAAGAUUCCGGAUGUUCUGACGACGUGAGUGGUGAGACACGCCAGAACAGCCAUCAUGUCGCACAAAUAUGUUUCCAACAAAGCUGUCUUAAAGGACAAAGGAUUCCUUUCGAAGCUCGGCUCGACCCUGAUGGGCCGAUCCAACCCGGACCCGUUCGUCGACGUGAAGGUACAGUCGUCCAUCACCUGGCGCAAGACAUCUGAUGUAAAGGCGCGAAUCAAGACCGCCACGGGCACAAUCCCCGUAUAUGAUGAUCUCGGCGAGGAAGAGAUGGCCGUUCUUCAGGCGGAGGCCUUGGCGGCCGCCGGAGGAUCGGCCCCUUCGUUCUCUGGGCCCGCGGCCGUGGCGGUGCAGACUGCUGCCCUUGCGGCAGGAUUCGGGAGAACCAUGUCUGGCGAGCAGUAUCGCAUGGUAUUGCUUGGACAACGGAGACCUUCAGCACCACAAGGCUUGCUCUACACUUCCCUUCUGCCGUCUUCAGGGCCUACCAAGCUUUCCUAUAAUAUGGACACCAAUGACGAUGAUUCUCUCUCUCGUUAUUGUUCCCGUGCUACCAACAUCGUCUGGAGCGACUUAGACGGAGCUCCUCUCACUACGCAUAGAAAAGCAUCGCGAGCUUUGCCUACUGAUCUCGAUGAGGUAGAGACUGAGUCGUCACACAAGCCACGCCGAGCCUCACGAGCCCAUACUACAAACCUAGCAGACCUAGAUCCUGUUCCUUUCGCUUAUCGCCGAGCUACAAGGGAAGAGAAGAAGGAGUAUGGCGAAAGUUAUGCAGUUAUGCCGUAUGAGCCAAUAGUAAUAGAAGAAACAUUAGACACAAAGCCAAUCUGCAGAUCAGAUACUGUGGCUAAUCUUCUUGACAAAUAUUCGAACUUUUCAACCAAACGAGAAUUUGGAUAUCGAGGUCCAACCAGCGCUUGGGCACGUCACCUGGGGGAAACCCAUGCUUUUGUCUCCACGAUCCCAGAUACUGAUGACUCCAUGGAUGAUUCCAGGAGAACGCAUUCUAGAACCGGACCACCUGUGUCAGCCGAGAACGACCUCGCAGGCCUUUCAAGGUCUCGGGAACAUUCCCGUUCCCGCACGCCCCGGCCCCUCGACGGUAGAGGUCUCAGCCAUCUCAUCCAGAGAUGA
Penaeus vannamei (Pacific white shrimp) is the source of this 1161-nucleotide messenger RNA. The record is from RefSeq and is a predicted model, not a curated record. Lineage: Eukaryota; Metazoa; Arthropoda; Malacostraca; Decapoda; Penaeidae.